AGAAAUCAAAGAGAUAUCGCAAUCUGACACGUUUUUACAACGAAGGUCAACAUGAAUAUGUUCGCUUCAAUAGCAGGAAUAGCAAGUGUGAAAUAAAAGCUGUAUGGGCUUUGCAUGACAGAUCAUCUUCCGCAACAGCUGCCAGAAUGAUAAGAGGCGAUUGGGAAACUACUGCCUGUGCAAAGCAAUUACAAUCAGCAUCACUAAAUUUCCUACUAGUUGAGAGGACAAACAUUCAUGAGGCAGCAAAAUCACUUUUUAGUGCAUCAGCUGAGAAUCUUAUCUCUCCGAGCUGGAUGACCGACUCCGAUGUUGAAUUCAUGGCUUUGAUACAUGCAACUUUCAUACCAGAUUCAGAAGGCUCUAUCAAAGUUACAUGCGAUCCAUUCAGACUCUCGGAUUACAUUGGACUUUCUGCAGACUAUUUAAAAGAAAGCACCAUAUCAGCUGAGGCAACAGUUCGACUGCUGCCGUGUCCUCCACAUAGAUAUGGCCUCUUAUGUGAGAAUCAGUGUUCAUGUAGAAACGGUGCGAAUUGUCACAGAUUCAAUGGAGCCUGCAAGUGUAAACCAGGUUGGCAGGGGGUCAUCUGUGACAUACCAAAACAAGAACUGUCAAUCAACUCAACACAAGGACAUUUAGAUGAACUGUACAUUACCGGAUCUGUGACUCUUCAUUGUCAACAACACCAUGUCAAUGUUACAAAGCUGACAUGGUUAUUUCAGCCUGAGAAACGGAGGGGGGCCUUCAAGCCUUUAGGUGUCAAGCACGGACACAAAGUGGAAAUAGUGAAUCUUCAGAAUGAAAACAAUGGCUUGUACAUCUGCCAAGCGAUCACAACACAAGGUAAUGUCCUGAGAGCGAACUUCAUACUCAAUGUAACUUCCUGCCCACCCAAUCACCAUGGGUCGAGAUGCGAGAAGAUCUGCAACUGUCUGCAUGGCUCUGACUGUGAUCGGCGGGACGGAUGUGUUUGUCUGGAAGGUUGGAGAGGACACAGAUGUGAGGAUCCCUGUAAACCGGGAACGUAUGGACUAAGAUGUGAGAGUAGUUGCGUCUGUAAAAACAGAGCCUACUGCAGUCCUAGCGACGGGACAUGUAACUGCACAGCAGGCUGGAAAGGCACGACUUGUAGCCAGCCAUGCGAGAAGGGCACAUUCGGACACAACUGCCAAUCUGACUGCACCUGCAAGAACAACGCCACCUGUCAUCACGUGGAUGGCAGCUGCACCUGUAUCCCACCAUGGUCGGGACCGAACUGUGAUAUCAUGAUCAAGCAGUCAGAUCUUCAUGUAGCUAUUCUGAUAAGCGUUUCUUGUGUUUUGGGGUUCCUUGCAUUUGUUGGCAUUCUAGCAUGUAAGAAAAAAUGGAAGCUUUUCGCAAUGCACAAACCACUCCCAGAAGAGGAAUAUGCUGUAUGUGAGUUGAGGAGGAUGGAAAAAGACCUGGCAGACAAGUUACGCCCAGGAUGGCUGGAGCGAUGGCAGAUAGACAGCAGCCAGCUGACAUUGGGAGAUAUGAUAGGGAUGGGUGCCUUCGGUCUGGUGACACAAGCCAACCUAGCGUUGCCUACCGGACAACAAACUGUUGCAGCCAAGAUGAUCCGCUUCAACGACAGACUGUGUUACCAGGACUUCUACAGAGAGACAGCGAUACUUACAGUGAUACAUGAGGAAAAGGGAUACAAUACCCGAAAAUCUAAUAUCAUCCAGUUGCUUGGAUUUAACAUCAAAUCCAAUCCAAAGUGCUUGAUCCUCGAGUACGCCAGCAAAGGAAACCUCCUCAACUUCUUAAGGCAAAAGAAAAAUAAGUUACAUCACUUGCUGUAUUUUGCAAUUGACAUUACACACGCCCUCAGUCAUCUGAAAGAUCUCCGCAUUUCCCAUCGCGACGUGGCCGCACGUAACGUUCUAAUCACUGAACAGAAUGUCGCAAAACUUGGCGACUUCGGCCUUGCUCGCGACGUGUACAACACAGCACAAUACAUUCCUGUCAAUCACCAAGGCCAAGAACAACGUCUCCCGUUGAAAUGGAUGGCGAUCGAGUCCCUCCUACAUCUUCAGUUCUCGUGCGAAAGCGACCUGUGGUCCUUUGGUGUGCUUCUGUGGGAGAUUGUAACAGGUGGGACGGACCCCAUGUACGGCAACACACCACAGCCGACCUGUCAGCAGCUUGUGGAGAUCCUACAGCAGGGGAUCCGUCUGGACAUGCCUGCGGAGUGUCCUCCAGACCUGUACGUCAUCAUGACGUCAUGUUGGAGCGAGGACCCAACAGCAAGGCCAAAACCAGAAGUGUUGAGAGAAAGACUGAUACGUGAACAGGAAAAACUGAACCCACACCAAGUGUUUAUUGAGAGGGAGACAGUGGUGUGAUCAGCACGGGACAACAUCCGGCUUUACAGCUUAAUGGGCUUCUACAUUCAUCAUUUAAGAAGAUUUCUCAGAGACUACUAUUGCUGGAGUAUGUAACAAUGAAUGCACGACUUGUAUAUACAUUAUGAAGCAAACUGGACAU
Messenger RNA from Branchiostoma floridae (Florida lancelet), 2514 nucleotides. Its product is annotated as tyrosine-protein kinase receptor Tie-1-like. Bases 147 to 2372 code for a protein of 741 amino acids. The transcript has a single exon. The record is from RefSeq and is a predicted model, not a curated record. Lineage: Eukaryota; Metazoa; Chordata; Leptocardii; Amphioxiformes; Branchiostomatidae. Gene Ontology annotation, biological process: multicellular organism development; positive regulation of kinase activity; protein phosphorylation. Gene Ontology annotation, molecular function: ATP binding; transmembrane receptor protein tyrosine kinase activity. Gene Ontology annotation, cellular component: signaling receptor complex.